Molecule: messenger RNA, 3112 nt
Organism: Onychostoma macrolepis
Lineage: Eukaryota; Metazoa; Chordata; Actinopteri; Cypriniformes; Cyprinidae
Gene: babam1
Product: BRISC and BRCA1 A complex member 1
Exons: 11
Coding region: 328-1422 (364 amino acids)
Biological process (GO): positive regulation of DNA repair; protein K63-linked deubiquitination; mitotic G2 DNA damage checkpoint signaling
Cellular component (GO): nuclear body; BRISC complex; BRCA1-A complex
Source: RefSeq, a predicted model, not a curated record
CUCCACUUCACUGCUAAACCUGCUCUCUGCUAAACACGUCUCUAGAUUGUCGUCUCCACCCACUGUCUUCUCAGAUCUUUUCCUGUUUGGAUUAUUUUGGACUCUAUCUCUUUUUUGUUUUGUUGUUGACCUGCUCGUCUGCAGCGCUGCAGCCGCAGUAACUCUCCAGUCCGCCAGAGGCGCUCUUGAUCAGAAACACUCUUCAGUAUUUGACUCUGAAAGACACCGACACAGAAGCGAAUGAGGAAGUGCUGGAGAAUAAUAUUGUGAAAUCAAAUUUACAUCAUUUUACCUCACUAAACAUCUUCUGUUGCAUGUUUGGUUGUAAUGGAGACCCCUGAACCCGGUCAAGCAGAUGGAGAGGAGCGGAUGGUGGAGCUGAGACCCAGGACCCGGUCCAAUCCGGAGGGUGCGGAGGACCGGCGCAGCAGCACCGGGAGCCUGAACAACAGCCUGGCGUCCCCACCGCAGCCGGCUGUGGGCAGCCGUGUGGAAGGAGAGGGAGAGGCGGCCAGCUCCGACAGCCCUCCGACUUCUGCCUCCGCUGCAGCUGCACCUGUACCUGUUACUGCCACGGGAAGCUGCACCGCCAGCCUGCCUGUGAUGGCUUCCACAGUGAAGGAACGACCCAAACCCCCUCAGGUGGCCAUCAGCACCCAGAUCCCCCCAUUAGCCGAGUUACACCUGCGGGCGCCACGAGUCAACUGCCCCGAGAAAGUGAUCAUCUGUUUGGACCUUUCUGAGGAGAUGUCUCUACAGAAACUGGAGUCAUUUAAUGGUAUCCAAGACAACGCCUUGAAUAUUUCACAGAAAAUGAUUGAGAUGUUUGUGAGAACCAAGCACAAGAUUGAUAAAAGGCAUGAGUUUGCUCUGGUGGUGGUGAAUGAUGACGCCAUGUGGUUAUCAGGAUUCACGUCUGACCCGCGAGAGCUCUGCAGCUGUCUGUACGACCUGGAUACCAAUGUCUGCGAGUCCUUCAAUCUGGAAGAUCUCCUCAAUGUCAUUUUGCAGAAAAUUGAACUUCCUCAGAUGGAGAACAUUCAGACCAUCCCGCCUCCUUUCGUAGUCCGGACUCUCCUCGUCUUCAGCCGGCAUGCUGGCAUGCUUCAGUUCAACCCUUCUGAUGCUGCCAAAAAAAUGCUGCAGUCUCCAUAUUUUUUCUUUGAUGUUGUUUAUCUUCAUAACGGCACUGAAGAACAGACCGAAGACACUAGCUGGAAGGACGUGUACGCUUCCUUCAGUGAGCUGGACUCUAAGGGAAUGUGUUAUCGCUUUGAGGUGUCACUGUGUGGUCCUGCUAUCGAGCUGCACAACUGCAUGGCCAAACUGCUGUGCCACCCGCUGCAGAGACCCUUCCAGAGCCACGCGUCCUACAGUCUGCUGGAGGACGACGAGGCGCCAGAGAACGAAGCCACGGUGUGACACUCACAUCUCCUGGAUGCAUAACCACAGACUGAUCAACUCCAAAAUGGAGUGACCUGUGAAUAACUGCGUGUAUGUGGGCUUGUCUGCUCUUUCUGUACUGGAAAUGCCUCUUUUAUUCCUCAACUUCAGUGUCUUAAUUUAGCACAGCAGACAUAACCACACUAGCUCAAGACCCUGUUGUUGCCCAGUCGAUUAAAGCUAACCAAUUAGUUUUGAGAAUGUCAGCUAUCAACGUCGUGUGAAGGGAUACAUGAUACACCUCUCAAACGUCCGCUUGUUAUGUGAUGGCCAUAGAGAUCCAUUGACUGGAUUUUUAAUGCGCUAAUGGUUUCAUCUAGACAGCAGCUGAUAAAUACUGUUUGUUUGUUCCUGUCGAAUAAAUGAAACAUAAAUGCUCUGUGGGACUCAUUUGCUACAUGGGUGCCUUACAUACAAACCAAAAAACAUGGUAGAGAAACAGUGUAGCUGUGGACAGAUUGUUUUAGAAGACAGCCAUAUUAAGGCAUUUGAACGGAAGACAUUUUUAAGUUAAAAAAAAAAAUUAGUGGGAACUAAUUUUGACUGGAUAGUGAAAAGCAAUCUAUGAUAUUAUUGGUUAAUAUAUUUAUAUAUAUUUCAGAUUAUUCCACAAGAUUUUGUAUGGAUGUGUGCUACACUGCAUUAUUAUAUACUGUACUAAAUGUAUAUCCAGUAAGUAAUUUUACAUUUGGAGAAAGGGUUUGAAAAAAAAAGUGCAUUAUAAACAGCAUGUACUGAUGCAUUUAGAACUAGGGGAAUUUUUUUUGUUUUGGUGAAGAAGAUGUAAGAUACUGUAUACCUUUUAUAUAUGCAAAACAAAACUCUUCAUAGAAAAAUUAAAGCAGCAAUGCAGUUGUGUCCACAAGAGGGCACAAGAGUACAGCUGAACAACAAAAAAAAGUCAUUAGUCUUCAUUAUGAAUAAUGUUGAUUACAUUGGGGAAUUUACUUGUGGGAUUAUUGACUAGAAUUGUUUGUGUUUUUAAAGAAGAAUUAGCUUUGUUUUGAUUCUUGUAAACUGAACUCGUAUGAAUCAGUGACGCUGUAUCCUGCUGUUGAGCGGCACAAAGGUUCACAGAUAAUAGUCGGAAGAGCUUUCAGGUCACAUUUUUUCUCCUUUAUUGUGUUAAUAAUCAUUAACCUUUUUCACCCUGCAACCUCCUUAGUUCUAGGAAGAAUUUAGUUCCAAGCUGUAAACAAAGAUGGAGGAAAACCUAAAUCAAGAUGCUAAAUUCUUAGAAAAGGUCUCUUAAAAAUAAGGAUUCCAUUUGUGAUGCCAUAGAAGAAUCAUUUUUGGUUCCCUAAAGUAUCCCCAGUGCACAGCUCUUUAAAAAAUAAAUAAAUAAACUUUUUUUUUCUGAGUGUGACGAACAUUUGAAUAAUCUAAGGGACGUUCUGUGGAAUGGAAAUUUUCCAUGGAUGUUAAACAUUCUUGUAACCAUAAAUGCCAAAAAAAAAAACUUUUAUUUUUAAGAGUGAAUACAUACUAAUAUGUGAUUUACUGUUUGGCUUUAAUGCUCAACUUUUGUUUUCCAGAGACGACUGACAUGACAGUGAGUAAAUUUAGCUUGAAAUUAAAAUACUGUCAUCAUUCACUCACCCUCAAAUCCUUCCAAACCUAAAUAUUUUUUUUGAAGAAUGUUUGUACCCUGCUAGUAUUGGGAAAAAAU